CUCGCUCGCCGCCGCUCACUCUGCCUCCUCCCCUGCAGGCGGCCAGCGAUGGGCGACUGGAGCUUCCUGGGGAACAUCCUGGAGGAGGUGAGCGAGCACUCCACGGCCGUGGGCCGCGUGUGGCUCACGGUGCUCUUCAUCUUCCGCAUCCUCAUCCUGGGCACGGCCGCCGAGCUGGUGUGGGGCGACGAGCAGGCCGACUUCGUGUGCAACACGCAGCAGCCGGGCUGCGAGAACGUCUGCUACGACGCGGCCUUCCCCAUCUCGCACAUCCGCCUGUGGGUGCUGCAGAUCAUCUUCGUGUCCGCGCCGUCGCUCCGAGCGGACCCCGAGCGGGUAGCGGUGACGGAGAGGCUGGAAGCGGAGAGAGUGAGCACAGAAGGGCAGGAGACCCCGGCGGUGGAGGGGGAGGACGAGGCCUCCCAGGUGGAGAAGGAGGGGGAGGAAGGAGAGCUACCGGCUGAGAAGGUGGCGAAGCCAAGGCUGCCGGCCGAGAAGUCACCUUCCCCUGGUGCAGAGCUGGCUGGGGAUGACACCAGGCCCCUGAGCAGGUUGAGCAAAGCCAGCAGCCGGGCCAGGUCCGAUGAUCUGACCGUCUGA
Messenger RNA from Myotis brandtii (Brandt's bat), 600 nucleotides. Its product is annotated as gap junction alpha-8 protein. Bases 49 to 600 code for a protein of 183 amino acids. The record is from RefSeq and is a predicted model, not a curated record. Gene Ontology annotation, cellular component: connexin complex. Lineage: Eukaryota; Metazoa; Chordata; Mammalia; Chiroptera; Vespertilionidae. The transcript is spliced from 2 exons. Gene Ontology annotation, biological process: cell communication.